AUGUAUCUCCCCGCUGCCUCACCUUUAAACGGCAUCCGCCGAAUGGCGAGUCUGCAGCCUUCCCAGCUGUGCCUCGCUCUUGUCUCUCGCUGCUCCUCGCUGUCUUCCAGCCAGACCGCCGCAAUUGCUUCGAUGACAUCAAUGGAAAUAAACACAUCUUAUCCUGUCAUAUUUACCUUGUCUGGGAUUAAGGAUCUAUGGCCAAAACACCUUUUCAUUUUAAUCUUUCUCUUAAUUUAUCUUUUAAUCAUUCUUUUAAACCUUACAUUGAUCAUAACAAUUUUAAUAGAAAAGACACUGCAUGAGCCCAUGUAUUUUUUUCUGUGUAAUCUGUGUUUUAAUGGACUCUAUGGUACAACAGGGUUUUAUCCUAAAUUCAUUCAUGAUUUAUUUUCACCUGUACAGGUAAUCCCAUUUGUUGGAUGUAUUGCACAAGCUUAUGUCAUAUAUUCAUCUUUCAUGUGUGAAUAUACAACAUUGGCUAUAAUGGCUUAUGACAGAUAUAUUGCAAUAUGUCGACCUUUAGAGUAUCACAAUAUUAUGAUAACUCAGACGGUGGCAACAGCCAUUGUUUAUUCCUGGGUACUUCCUUUUUUUAUUUCACUGCCUUUCUCUGUCAUUCUCAAUCAACUGCCAAUGUGUGGGUCAGAGAUAAACAGAGUUUAUUGUUAUUUUUGGGCAAUGGUAAGAUUGUCAUGUGUCCCUACUACAACUCUCAAUGUAUAUGGGAAUUUUGUAAUAUGCGUAUUUGCAUUGCAUGCGGCUUUUGUAAUCGUUUCAUAUCAGCGACUUAUUGUUGCUUGCAGGCAAUCAAAUGAGAGCAAAAAAAGGUUCAUGCAGACAUGUGUGCCACAUUUGGUCUCACUGAUCAACUAUAGUAUAACUUUGCUUCUUGACAUAUUGUUAACUCGCUAUGGGUCAGAUGACUUUCCAAUAGGUGUACAUUAUUUUUUGCAGCUUGAAGUUCUUAUUGUUCCACCUCUCCUCAAUCCACUUAUGUAUGGCCUUAAACUUUCAAAGGUGCGAAAGAGGAUUUUUCAAAUGCAUAAAAGCAUAAGGUGA
Clarias gariepinus (North African catfish) is the source of this 1062-nucleotide messenger RNA. Its product is annotated as olfactory receptor 51I2-like. The transcript is spliced from 2 exons. The record is from RefSeq and is a predicted model, not a curated record. Gene Ontology annotation, cellular component: membrane. Gene Ontology annotation, molecular function: olfactory receptor activity; G protein-coupled receptor activity. The coding region runs from base 1 to 1062 and encodes 353 amino acids. Gene Ontology annotation, biological process: G protein-coupled receptor signaling pathway. Lineage: Eukaryota; Metazoa; Chordata; Actinopteri; Siluriformes; Clariidae.